Solanum lycopersicum (tomato) is the source of this 2334-nucleotide messenger RNA. The record is from RefSeq and is a predicted model, not a curated record. NCBI's taxonomy places the organism in Eukaryota, Viridiplantae, Streptophyta, Magnoliopsida, Solanales, Solanaceae.
AUGAAUGACAUUGGAGUAUGGAUUCAGGGUAAAGAUAAUGUCGCGAAGGAAGCUUGUGAUUACUAUCAAAACAACUUCACAGGAAAAAAGGAGAAGAUUAAUGAGGAGAUGUUACAGUGUAUUCCAGAUUUGAUAAGCUUAGAACAUAAUUCAGAGUUGGAUAAAAUGCCUGAUGUUGAGGAGCUGAAAAAUAUUAUCAUGAGUAUGAAUCCAACCUCUGCUCCAGGUCCUGAUGGAAUUGGAGGAAAAUUCUAUCAAGUGUGUUUUGAUAUUAUUCAAGGGGAUCUUAUGGCUGUAGUAAAUGCUUUCUUUAAUGGUAACAUGCUGCCUAGAUAUAUGACUAAUGCUUGCCUAGUUUUGAUUCCUAAAGUCAAUCAUCCCAACAAGCUUAAGGAUUAUAGACCUGUCAGCCUUAGUAAUUUUACUAAUAAAAUCAUCUCCAAAAUUCUGAGCACUAGAUUGGCUUCUAUUCUUCCUAAUAUUGUCUCAGAUAAUCAGUCAGGAUUUGUUAAAGGAAGAAGCAUAUCUGAGAAUAUCAUGCUGGCUCAAAAGAUCAUUCAUGGUAUUAAACUACCUAAAGAAGGUAGGAAUGCUGUCAUUAAAUUUUAUAUGGUCAAAGCCUAUGACAGGGUAUGGAUUUUUCAUUCAACUAGGGGUCUUAAGCAAGGAGACCCCCUGUCACCAGCUCUUUUUAUUAUUGGUGCUGAAGUACUAUCAAGGAACCUUAAUCUUAUAUAUACUAACCAGUUAUAUAGAGGAUUCAAUAUGGAGAAGAAAGCACCUCAAAUUAAUCAUCUGAGUUUUGCAGAUGAUAUCAUUAUCUUUACUUCCACUGAUAGAAGAUCUUUACAUCUCAUUAUGAAGGUGAUUGAGGAUUAUGAAAGGGGGUCUGAUCAGAAAGUGAAUAAGGAUAAAAGUUUUUUCAUGGUUACUUCUAAGACUAGCCAAGAAAUAAUUGAGGAUAUCAAGCUGGUAACUGGUUUUAACAGGAAAAACCGCCCUAUAAAUUACUUGGGUUGUCCUAUAUACAUUGGUGGACAAAGAAUCAUUUAUUUUUCAGAAGUUGUGGACAAGGUGAUUAAAAGAAUUGCACGCUGGCAAUCAAAAAUCUUAAAUUUUGGAGGUAAAACAACCCUAGUGAAGCAUGUACUGCAAGCUAUUCCAAUUCAUACACUAGCUUCUAUGUCUCCUCUAAAGACUACUCAAAAUUAUAUUAAAAAAGUGAUGGCUGACUUUUUAUGGGGAGUUGACAAGGAUUGUAAAAAAUAUCAUUGGGCUUCAUGGGACACUUUGUCUUAUCCAAGUAAUGAGAGUGGAAUCGGGAUAAGAUUGCUUGAAGAUAUUUGUAAAGCAUUUCAGUAUAAGCAUUGGUGGGAAUUUAAAACAAAGAAGUCUUUGUGGAGUCAAUUUUUAAGGGCCAAGUAUUGUCAAAGAGCUAAUUCAGUAGCUAAGAAGUACAACACAGGUGAUUCUAUAGUAUGGAGGUGUGCAGUGAAAUAUGGAGGCAAAAAUUCAAGUACACAAAAGGUGAAAUAUAGUAUAUUCAAAGAUAUAAUGCAAGCUAUUAAACUGGUAUUUCCUAAUAUACCAUGGCAAUCGAGUUGGGAUAACUUGAUCAAUAUUAUAGAGCAAUGUAAACAGCAAUAUAAUAUUAUUGUGGUCGGCUGGAAUAAACUACACAAGGACAUAUAUAAAAUCAAUACAGAUGGGAGUGCAUUGCAAGAAUCAGGUAAGAUUGGUGGUGGUGGAAUAUUGAGAGAUCACCAAGGUAAAUUAAUUUAUGCAUUUUCUUUUCUAUUUGGUUUUGCUACUAACAAUAUGGCAGAGUUAAGGGCAGCAGCAUAUGGGAUAGACUGGCACAUCACCAGGAAAUUCUACAAAAUCACUUUGCAGCAGUCACUAACGGACCCAUUUACAGACCGGCACGAACGCAACGGAACGUCGCAUGAAUCCGUUGUGCCAGUCACUGCCUCCCUGUCUGAUGAGGAGCGCAAAUUGACCGUCACACCUUCUGGGUCAGCUACUCAUGACGAAGGAGCAUCUGGCACCUUAGGAGUUUUGUGGUGGGAGGAAGCCUCCGGAUUUGCUAAAGUUUCUGCACCGGCCACAACUGUACAUCCUGCCUCAUCUGCUGAGGCUUACAGUUCUGAAUCCACACCCAGCUCACCGACUCGUGCUCUUACCUCGGUCUCCGAUCAGCCCAAUCGGUGGUGUGUCGAUGGGCAGUAUCAAUUUUAUUCAGACGCAAAGUUUUUGAAUGAGAAAGAAGUCAUGACACGGACCCUUACAUUGGACAGUCGGGUCCUUACGGGAAGUCUCCUGACUAUGCCAUAG